AUGAAGCUUAAAGUCAAUGAGGAUCUGCGGAAGGAACGCCUAAAGUGUACAUUUAACACGGAGGAACUUACAAAUUUUUUGGACGGAGAUGCUAAUAAAACACUAAGUAGAAGAAACCUUGAAUCCUUUUUUCUGUCCGAUCUGAAUUUGAAAGAUAAAAUUCCUAUGGAAUACCUAAGUCACAAAGAACGUUAUGAAGAAGCUGUGCGUAAAAGUUGUAUUUUAUUCAAAAAAGUCAAUGAAUGGCAACAAAGUGGUGAUAGUGGUAGCAAUUCAAUGGAGGUUUAUAAAUCACUUUUAGGUGGAUCAGUGGGUAGUGCAAUAAUUAAAGAUGGUACUCCUUUUGCAGUACAUUAUGUCAUGUUUAUACCAACAAUUAUGGGUCAGGGCACCUUGGAGCAACAAGGAGAAUGGGUUGGUCGAGCUUUUAGCAAUCAGAUUAUAGGCACUUAUGCUCAGACUGAACUCGGUCAUGGAACAUUUAUUCGAGGCUUAGAAACAAUUUGUACUUAUGAUCCAACUACAGAAGAAUUUGUUUUGAAUAGUCCUACAUUAACAUCGUAUAAAUGGUGGCCCGGUGGACUUGGACAUACCUGUAACUAUGCAGUUGUGAUAGCUCAACUUUACACCCAAGGAAAAUGUCAUGGAAUCCACCCAUUUAUAGUUCAACUCAGAGACGAGGAAACAUGGAACCCUAUGCCUGGCAUAAAAAUUGGUGAAAUUGGUUGCAAAUUUGGUAUGAACUCAACUAAUAAUGGAUAUUUAGCAUUCGAUAAUGUGAGAAUACCCAGAAAGAAUAUGUUGAUGAAAAAUGCUCAAGUUUUGAAGGAUGGUACUUAUAAAAAAUCAGUGAACGAUAAACUAACUUACGGUACCAUGAUUUUUGUACGUGUAGUUAUUGUUAGAGAUUUAGUUACAAGUUAUAUAUCAAAAGCUGCAAUAAUUGCAACUAGAUAUAGCUGUGUCAGAAGGCAAUCAGAACUCAAACCAGGUGCUGGUGAACCCCAAAUUUUAGAUUACCAAACACAACAGUAUAAAAUUUUUCCAGCUAUUGCCAUUAGCUUAGCAUACAAAUUUGCUGCAUCGUGGCUUUGGGAUGUGUAUAAUGAUGUUACUUCACAAUUAGAACAAGGAGAUUUAGAACGAUUACCAGAGUUACAUGCAAUGGCUUGCUGUUUGAAAGCUGUAAGUACAGCUGAUGCUGCUGUUGCAGUAACAACAUGCCGUUUAGCUUGCGGAGGUCAUGGAUAUAUGAAUUGUAGUAAUUUCCCAAAUAUGUAUGCAAUGUCAUCUGCUGCUGAAACAUAUGAAGGAGAGAACACUGUGCUACUUUUACAAACAGCUAGGUAUUUGAUGAAAGCAUGUCAAGAUGCAAAAUCUGGACUAAAAUUAACUGAAACUGUAUUAUAUUUAAGUAAUUUUAAAAGCUUAAGACGUAGGAACUGGACCACAGAUUUGGAUUGUAUUGGCAACGCAUUCUUUCAAGUUGCUGGAAGUAAAAUUGAGAAUUGUUACUUUGCUAUUAAUCAACUAAUCAAUUCUGGGAUGUCUCAAGAAGAUGCUUGGAAUGAAACCACUAUAAAAUUAUCAAAAGCAACAGAAGCACAUUGUAGAGCAUUUGUAAUACAAAGUUUUAUUACAACGAUUAAGACAGUACAUUUGUCUUCAGAAUUAAUGAAAGUACUAACAGAGCUAUGUAAACUAGUAUGUGCUCACUGGAUGCUUAAUCAGAUGGGUGAUUUUCUUCAAUAUUCAAAUCUAAAACCAAGCGAUGUUCCUUCUAUACAGUCUCUGUUAGAAGAAUGUUUGAAACGAAUUAGACCCAAUGCAGUUGGUUUGGUUGAUAGUUUUGAUGUUCGAGAUGAAAUACUGGGAUCUGCUUUAGGAGUUUACGAUGGAAAUGUCUACGAGCGUCUAAUAGAAGACGCAAAUAAAAGUCCAUUGAAUCAAGAGCCUGUUAACGAAUCUUUUCAUAAGUAUUUAAAACCUUAUUUAAAAUCAAAUUUAUAA
Molecule: messenger RNA, 2010 nt
Organism: Macrosiphum euphorbiae (potato aphid)
Lineage: Eukaryota; Metazoa; Arthropoda; Insecta; Hemiptera; Aphididae
Source: the annotation of a GenBank genome assembly